AUGAUAAGAGUAAGAAUGCCGAAGAAACAUACAACAUCGAAUAAGACUCGGAAACGUAAAGGAAAAGAUAUGGAUCAAAUUGCAGAGGACUUGAAGCCUGAAAAAGCUGCAAAACUUUUGAAUCAAGAAGUUGACUAUGAUUUACCAGGUGACGGUCAGUACUAUUGUAUUGAAUGUGAUCGAUAUCUUGUAGAUGAAGCGACUUUGGUCAAGCACAAGAAAUCGAAACCUCAUCGACAACGGGUAAAGUCCUUGAAAGAGGUGCCAUAUUCACAGAAAGAAGCUGAAAUAGCUGCGGGUAUGGGUGUUGCUUAA
Messenger RNA from Anisakis simplex (herring worm), 315 nucleotides. Lineage: Eukaryota; Metazoa; Nematoda; Chromadorea; Rhabditida; Anisakidae. The record is from the annotation of a GenBank genome assembly.